Messenger RNA from Daphnia pulex (common water flea), 1045 nucleotides. RefSeq names its product WD repeat domain-containing protein 83-like. Bases 56 to 973 code for a protein of 305 amino acids. Gene Ontology annotation, cellular component: catalytic step 2 spliceosome. Gene Ontology annotation, biological process: mRNA splicing, via spliceosome. Lineage: Eukaryota; Metazoa; Arthropoda; Branchiopoda; Diplostraca; Daphniidae. The record is from RefSeq and is a predicted model, not a curated record. Gene Ontology annotation, molecular function: protein binding. The transcript is spliced from 5 exons.
UUUCCUCAAUAAACAUUUAAAGUUUAAAUUUAAAGUCCAUAGUAGAAUUUUGACAAUGGGGACCAAAAGUUAUGUAGGUCAUUUAUCUAAAGAAAUUGCCUGUAAACAAGGAGCAGUCAGGGCAGUCCGAUUUAACGUUGAAGGUGAAUAUUGCCUAACAUGUGGAUCAGAUAAAAGUGUGAAAUUGUGGAAUCCUUAUCGGGGAGCCCUUUUGAAAACUUAUUCUGGUCAUGGGUAUGAAGUAUUGGAUGCCCAGAGUAGCUGUGAUAGUAGUCAUAUAGUCUCUUGUGGAAUGGAUAAAACUAUUAUACUAUGGGAUGUGUCAACUGGACAAUCUUUACGUAAAUAUCGUGGACAUCUGGGAACAGUAAACUGUGUAAAGUUUAAUGAAGAUUCAUCUGUUGCUAUUUCUGGCAGUGUUGACACCUCUAUCAGAUGUUGGGAUUGCAGAUCAAAGAAACCAGAAGCAUUCCAGAUCAUGCAAGAAGCCAAAGAUAGCGUAAGCUCUGUUCAAGUCACUGAUCAUGAAAUUCUAACUGGAUCACUAGAUGGCCAAAUCAGGAGGUAUGAUGUUCGGAACGGAGAAAUGAUUGCUGAUGAAAUGGCUCAUCCCAUAACUUCAGUAUGGUUUACUCGUGACGGCCAAGGAUUGCUCGUGUCAUGCCUGGACAGCACUCUCCGUUUAAUUGAUAAGGACACCGGUGAAUUGUUACAAGAGUACACUGGACACGUCAACACGGAAUACAAAAUCGAUUGCUGUCUUGAUCACACAGAUAACUUCGUAAUAUCUGGUUCGGAAGACGGUACAGUUUACAUUUGGUCUUUAGUUGAAGGCCAGUUAGUAGCGAGACUGGAGCACGUUGGUUCAAAAGUUGUUCAUUCAUUGUCCCCGCAUCCAUCCCAAGAGUGGUUACUAACUGCUGCUCAGAAUAGUAUUUAUUUGUGGAAAGACCAACCUGACGAAGACGAGUAAUUUUAUUGUGUUAUGCUAGUCCGGUAUUGCGUCAUUGCGUCAUUGUUUAAUAAAAUGUAUCUCAUGCUCAAA